Messenger RNA from Verruconis gallopava, 2639 nucleotides. RefSeq lists its product as uncharacterized. Gene Ontology annotation, biological process: transmembrane transport. The record is from RefSeq and is a predicted model, not a curated record. Lineage: Eukaryota; Fungi; Ascomycota; Dothideomycetes; Venturiales; Sympoventuriaceae. Bases 469 to 2265 code for a protein of 598 amino acids. Gene Ontology annotation, molecular function: transmembrane transporter activity. The transcript has 4 exons.
UUUUUUUUUGUGUGUUUUUCUCUUUCGGCCGCGAUCUGCGCCUCCGAAGGGCCGAACGCAGAACAAAGAACACCACGGCUUUCGCCAGAGGUCGCGAGAGUGAAAAGGAGCCCGACGCGGCCUUUGCAUGGCGAGAUCUUCUCUGCAUCGUUCCGCGCUCCCUCUUUGACGUGCUUACGGCGUGUGUCUAGCUUCCGGCGAGUAAUCCUCCUACACGGUGCCGUGGGGCCUACAGCCUUGCCACGAUCCGAAUCGUAGACGUCAGGUGGCGCUCGCUAGCCGGGUGCUUAUGAAAUUACAGAAGCAGAGCCGACCCUCGAGCAUUUCAGCGGGCUCGACGAGCGAAAAAAGGACGUGGAGAGCGUCGCAAGGACAGCGGUUCCAAGACACGACAGCAUUCGAGGGCCUCCAACGUCGCGCCCUCCUAGCAACCGCGUCCUGCGAGCACAGAAGCUGGGCCUCCAGACAAUGCAGUCGUCCACGGCGGUCGAUGACCCGGCAGCGAACAAUGCCAAUGCUGCGCCUUCAACACCGUCCGGCAUCCCCUCGGGCAAACCGAACGAGCUCGCGCCUGAGGAGACGCGCAGCAAAGGCAGGACGGCCUUGAUCAUGAUCGCCUUGUGUAUGGCCGUGUUUUUGGCAGCCAUCGACAUUACUAUUAUCACGACGGCGCUGCCGACCAUCGCGGAGCAUUUCAAGUCCGCUGCUGGUUACACCUGGAUCGGUUCCGGAUACAUGCUGGGUGCUGCAGCCUCGACACCAAUAUGGGGCAAGAUCUCCGACAUCUUUGGACGCAAGCCGAUUCUGUUGAUCGCAAACGUCGUUUUCUUGGCCGGCUCGUUGAUUGCUGCCUUGUCCGUCAGCAUUGGUAUGCUCAUCGUAGCCAGAGUUAUUCAGGGUAUCGGUGGAGGCGGAUUGCUGGUGCUGGUCAGCAUCUGCAUCGGCGACUUGUUCUCCAUGAGAACGCGAGGACAGUAUUACGGCCUUGUUGGUGCCACCUGGGCAGUCGCGAGCGCCACGGGACCUCUCAUCGGCGGCGCGUUCACCGAGGGCGUGACCUGGAGAUGGUGUUUCUACAUCAACCUUCCUCUCGACGGCGUCGCGUUCUUGAUCAUCCUCUUCUUCCUGAAUGAUCUCUAUGUGCCCAACACUCCGGUUAUCGCUGGCCUCAAGGCAAUCGACUGGAUUGGUUCAUUGCUCAUGGUUGGAGGCACACUGAUGUUCUUGCUCGGCCUCCAGUUUGGCGGCGAGUCCUUUCCUUGGGACUCUGCUACGGUCAUCUGCCUCAUCGUAUUCGGAGUCUUUACCAUGGCUAUUUUCUUCGUCAAUGAAUGGAGGCUGGCCAAGUACCCGAUUAUUCCCCUCCACAUCUUCCGCUUCCGCUCAAACCUUGCGUGUCUUGCGGUCUGCUUCUGCCACGGCUUCACCUUUAUCGGAGGAGGAUAUUACCUACCUCUGUUCUUCCAAGCCUGCCUUGGCGCCACACCAAUCCUCUCCGGCGUGUACACGCUUGCCACGGCCCUGUCACUGUCUCUGGCAUCCGUGGCCACAGGUAUCUUUAUUAAAAGCACCGGAAAAUACCUGUAUCCUAUCUUCUUUGGCGCCGGACUCAUGACUCUCGGAUACGGUCUCUUCAUCGACUUCGACGCGCACUCGAGCUGGGCGAAAAUCAUACUCUACCAGAUUGUGGCCGGUCUGGGUGUCGGACCGCUCUUCCAAGCUCCCCUCAUCGCGCUGCAAAGUCUCGUUCCUAAGGGCGAUAUUGCGGCGGCGACGGCAACUUUCAACUUCAUGCGCAACAUUGGCACCGCCAUGUCCGUCGUGAUCGGUGGGGUAGUGUUCCAAAACACCAUCAACUCACGCCAAGGCCAGCUCAUAUCAGCUCUAGGGCCUCAAAUCGCAAAGCAACUCGGCGGAUUCAACGCCGGCGCCAGCGUCGGACUCAUCGACAGCCUCCCAGAUCCCCAGAAAGCAGCCGCCCGAGACAUUUUCGCAGAGUCUCUCCGAGACAUGUGGAUCUUGUACGUCUGCACCGCGGGUCUGGGCCUGCUGACCAGCUUCUUGAUCACGAAGCAAGUUCUGAGUCGACAGCAUGAAACAACGAAGACGGGCUUGGAGGCCGAGGAGGAGAAGAGAAGGGAAAGAGAGGAUAGGCGAAAGAGCAGAAACAAGAAGACAUUUCUUAAUUCGGACACAGAGGGCGGCGAGAGUGAUACGAAGCUUGCCGACAUGCCCGCAGAGGAGAGCAAGCCCACAAACGCGUAGCGAAAAGCAAAGCGACCCCCUUUUGUGUGGAAAAACGCGGACGAGAAACACGCGUGUUGAUGUUCUUGUGAAAUAGUUUCCUGCAUGGCGAUUUUGAGCCGUUUUAUGGUACGCUGCAUGUUGGAUGGGCAUUGGAUCUGCCUUGUCUUCUGAUGACAUAUCUUCUGGCUAUCUAUUCGAAUAUUCAUAGUGAUGAUGCUCCACUUCAUCGUUGUACAAACCAGGAAUCGCAGCUCUUACCCAACCUGUCUCUAUUGCCGAACGCUUGAUGAGUAUCAUCUCAGAGAAAGAAAAUGAGAAUCGUCCAUCUACUUUUCGACGUCGAGUUACCGUGACAGCCGCGCAAAUGGUCACGCCAUCCUUUUGCACGAUCC